Messenger RNA from Lagopus leucura (white-tailed ptarmigan), 2842 nucleotides. RefSeq names its product protein phosphatase 1 regulatory subunit 3G (gene PPP1R3G). Gene Ontology annotation, cellular component: protein phosphatase type 1 complex. Gene Ontology annotation, molecular function: protein phosphatase 1 binding; glycogen binding. Lineage: Eukaryota; Metazoa; Chordata; Aves; Galliformes; Phasianidae. Gene Ontology annotation, biological process: regulation of glycogen biosynthetic process. The transcript has a single exon. The record is from RefSeq and is a predicted model, not a curated record. The coding region runs from base 1 to 777 and encodes 258 amino acids.
AUGGCGAGCCCCGCGCGCCCGCAGCCGGAGCCGGCGGUCCCCGGGACGUGGGGCGGCGGCGCGGCGGGGGAAAGGCUGCUGCUGCUGGAGCUGCGCUGCGCCCGGCCGCCGUCCUCCGGCUCGGAGGAGGAGGAGGAGGAGGCGGGGGAGGAGGCGGCCGAGGGGGAGGACUGCUGCCCCAAGUGCAAGAAGCGGGUGCAGUUCGCGGACUCGCUGGGGCUGAGCCUGGCCAGCGUGAAGCACUUCAGCGACACCGAGGAGCCGAAGGUGCCGUCCGCAGCGCCGCCCGCCGAGCCGCGCGACCCGCCGGAGCCCGGCGCUGCCCCGGGGCCGCCCCGCCAGCCGCCCUCCCUGCGCCUGGAGCCCGACUUCCCCGACGGCGGCGAGCCGAGCGCCGAACGGCUGCGGCGGCAGCGCGUCUGCCUGGAGCGGCUGGGGCGACCCGCGUUGCUCUCCGACGUGCGGGGCACGGUGCGGGCACUGCGCGGCUCCGGGCCCGGCGAGGUGACGGUGCGCUACACCUUCAACGAGUGGCUCUCCUUCAUGGACGUCCCGGCCUCGCCGCUGCCCCCCGCCGCCGCGGACGGCUCCGAGCCGCCGGCCGAGCGCUUCUCGUUCGCCCUGUGCGUGCCGCCCAGCCUACGGGAGGGCUCGGCCCUUCACUUCGCCAUCCGCUACCGCGGCGCGCAGGGCGAGCACUGGGACAACAACGACGGCCGCAACUACACGCUGCGCUGCCGUCGCGACCCCGAGGCGGCCGCCGCGCCCCGCGACUGAGCGACGGUCGUGCUGCCGUCGGGGGGAGGUCGGGGCGGCGGCUGAAGGGGCGCUGUGGGACGGAUCCGCAUCGAGAGAACCAGGAGGCUGAGUGGGACCUCGGUGCCGCUCCCCGCCCUGCCCGAGCCCCAGAAGGACGUCCGCGGCUGGGGCCCUGCCGUGCAUAGGCUGCCUUUGCCGGGGCAGAGGAGCAGUUAAAAAUACUGGCUGAUAGCGAGUUAUCUGGAGAGCUUCGAUAACAGCACCCCGCAGUCACGUGCUGUGCGCUGGAAGAUGGUGUCUGUCUCGUUCGGUGUGCCUGUGUUGGGGAGAGCGAUGACAUGGACGGCCUUGUCACAGCACAGUGACAGCGUGGUAGGGAGGGGAUCUCGCUAAUGAACGAAAGCAAAUGCUUCGCUUCAGCUCUCCUUAUGUUACGUUUUGCACCACGCUUUCAAGUGCUUUUAAUUUAUUCAGGUCAUUUUGCAACAUCUUUUCCAAUAUUUGUGCGUUGUUGGGUUUGGGCACUUAACCCACAGCCUUUCACUCUUGCACUGCAUUGCACUGUGGCACUGCUGUGUCCCGAGUCCUGACAUUUGGCAAAAAAGUACCAUUGCAAAUGGCUUUGUUAGAAUAAAAAGCUUUCAAAAAGCUCACCGACACAAACCUUUUUUUCUGCAUCUUCUGUGCAGCAGAACGUGUGUGUUAACCCUAGCCUGUGCCCUGCAGAAGCAGCUCAUGCAAAGCUGUGGUGAAAGGAAGCUCUGCUGUCACAGGGUUCUGUAGAAGAUGUGAUGGCUGCUCUGCAGCUUGCCUUGUAUUAUUUUAGUGUCAUUAUUAUUUUUUUUCAUGAUGAAAAAACAGAUAAGGUUUUAUCUGGGUGCAGAAAAUGCUUUGGCAUAUAUCCUAUACCUGAAAUGAGUCUUCAGCUAAGCUGCCUUUUCUGCAAGCUGGUGCAGAGCUGUUGUGCACUGCUAGGUUACAGGACAUGGAAUAACGCAGUGUGCAUUAGCUACUGAUAGUUGUACCAAUGAAAUAACAUGCUCUUAAGCUGAUAUGUGAUGCCAAUCGAGAUAGAUGAAUUGUUCUUUUCAGUACAGUGUAACAUCUCAGACUUGUGCAGUGCAUCCCUUAUCUGUGUUUUGUUCAUGAAUUGCUCCAGAGAAGAAGUUUCACCAAUGAAGGGUGGGCUGGGGAAUGUCUCCUAAAACAGAAGGCAGCAGUAGCUCUGGUGCCUGCAUCUGGGCAGAGCUGUGGGGCUGCCACAUAGAAGAAUUGUAGCUGUAGUCUGCAGUUAUGUGUAGAGGGUGAGAAACAUUUUCUGCUGUUCUGUAAGCUAUGGAUAACGGAUGUGAAACAUCCGGAAAGUGUAACAUUUAUGUGUAGUCUGAAAUUCAAAAUGCAGGGGUAAAAAAAUCCUGCAAAUGAUGAUUAAAGCAGAACAUUUUUAUGCCUUGGCAACAAGUAAAAUGCUUUAAUUUCUUACACAAUUCACUUCUUGUGAAAGAGGAAACUUCUCACAGACAGGACUCAAACAUAACUACUUUUUAAUAUGCAAAAUGAUUUUUUCCCCCUGUAUUUUAGUGUUGCAGGUUGUGGAGACACGAGGCCACACUGUUACAUAGGUACAUAGGACAUGUAUGUACCAAACGCUGGCAUCCCAGAACCAACACGGCACAGGGUUGGUGUUUGUGGUCAUAGCUUGAGAUUCAUUGCUUGUACUGUCAUUAUCAAGGAAAUAUAUUCAAAUUGAAUUAGUUCUAAUUAUGUAAAAUGAGAAAGUCCAGUAGAAUCAAAUGUUAAGUGAAACACACUUCUUGUUUGGUUACAUUACUGUUAAUGUAAUAUUCUAUAGGGAUUGGGGGCAUAACUUGUGCAGAACGUGCUCAUAAACACAUUCCCCACCCCAAUGUGAGAAAUAAAAAAUAAUACAGAUUUGGUAGCACUCUUGGAUAAAAUCCAGCUGUAGAGAUUUCCAGUUCACGCAGAUUUCUUUUCUUUUUCCCAUGGACUAAGGGCAUAACGGAGAAAUAGAUGUAAAAGCUUUUUUUAUAGGUGUAAAUAAAACAAAUAGUAAAUAGUUGAA